UUAAGCAUAAGUAGAUCAAAGUUCAGUAAACGGUUGUGUCUCAGCUUCGUAUAAAUAAUGUUGAUAUGACGUUUUCCAAAUGGAAAUAUGGUGGUGGAUUUGUGACUUUCAUUUGUGACUUUUGCAGAAAGAAAUCAAUUCAGAUGGCUUAACUAGCCUUUACAUUUAAUAGAUUGAAAUAUUUUACGGCAUCUGGUACGAAUGAGUUUGGGUUUCGGUUUUUUUUUUUUUUUUUUUUGUUUUUUUUUAUUUAUUUUUUUUUUUAUUUUUUAGUUGUUUCUUUUUCUUUUUUGAAUAAUCAUAAUCUGCAUAUUGGAACGAAAACCUGAUCUUCAUUUCGUUUGUUAUACCUAGAAAUUCAGAAUUACAUCCCGUUAGUAAUUUGGAAUGCUUGUUUUUAUGGAUUUUGAUCAUAGUAAUCAUUUGUUUUAAAUACAACGUCUAUUUUUCAAAAUUUACCAACCUGUUUCAGAAUAAAGAUUAUCUCUUCAUGCACAAAUAGGAAUAAUUGAUAGCAAUUUUAGCUGCAGAUUAUUGUACUUUUAAAAGUUUAGCAUUAUCAUGAACAGAGCAGCCCGGACAAGUGAAGCAUAUUGAAGUGUAGGUCUAAUAAAUGCCGUGUACAAUUUUACCAAUUCUGAACUGAAGCUUUUUUUAAACGACCCCCUUUCAAAAAAAAAAAAAAAAACAUCAACCAAUGUUUACAAUGCAAUCAAUGUAUUCAAACCACCUGAGGUUGUGUGAAAAUAACAAGCCCAAAUGACGAUGGACUGGAACACAUUCUAACCUUGGAAAAAUAAUCAAGGUGAAAUAGAGUUGUUUUUCUUAGUGAAAUAAACAAGGUUUGUCUAAUAUGGAUUGAAUAUUUGAUUAAAAUACUCCAGUUCGAGAUAAUAGCUAUUCAGUGUAGAAACUACAUUUAGUGGAAAUCUGAAUGCCUAAUUGGGACAGUGGACGUACAAUCAGUUACGAAGAUGAUAAAAUGUAUUAAAAGGGGUUUCUGUUUAAGUAUCAUGAGUGGCAGGAUAUCUUCCCAGAUGGGUGAAACUCAUGCAUCAACAACGAAAGAAGAAACAUCAAAUGCUACAGUAUCAAAUGAAGAACAAACGGAAUCGUCGAAUUUCCAGGCAUGUUUGGAAGAUUCUAGCUUUUCCACCGCGGAUGACUUUGAGCAUGUUGAAGCUAUGUUCUCCACUCUGAUGGAAAAUCCACAGCAUGAUUCUCAGGAAACCAUUCCACUUUCCAAUGAAUUACGUCGAGCUAUCACAAAUAUGGAGGACAUUGACGACGUAGACAACUUAAUCGGUAAUGUCAUCAAUUCCAUCCAGGUUGAUUCAUCGUAUGACGAGGAUCUUUAUUGUAUUGAACAAGCUGUGAGUAAAGACAAUCCUGAAGACGGUCAUAUAAUAAAGGACAGAUCACUUGCAGUAGAGGGUAGCCAUGCAAAAGGAUUUGGGUCAAAAACAGACGAGCAAAUCAGGAAAAAAGACAGAAUCAAAAAGGACAACCACAACAUUAUUGAGCGAAGACGAAGAUACAAUAUCAACGACAGAAUCAAAGAAUUGGCGAUUCUUUUACCACCAACGACUCAUCCAGCAAUGAAACUGAAUAAAGGGUCUAUCUUAAAAGCAUCAGUGGAAUAUGUAAAGGAAUUGAAACGUGACCAAAAGAAACUGGCUUCAUUUGAAGCCAACCAGAAGGCAAUAGAGGCUAAAUACCAGAAAAUGUUGAGAAGGAUAUUUCAACUAGAACUGAAGAUGAAAUUAUAUGGAUUAACACAAGAGAAAUCGAUUCAAACGAAGAGGAAGAAACGACCACGAAGACGGAUUUGCGAAAUAGAUGCAAUGGUUGAUGAUUUAAUGAAGAACAGUCUGUCACAGAAAGCAGAUAAAAGGUUUGGGAAUCGUCAGAUCAAUCGACAGUCUACAUUUGACAGUAAAUCUAAUUGCAGUCCAAAUGUAGCAAAAACAGGUUUAAGGAACUUCAUUAACAAGAGAAUAUCUGGAAUCACCAAAAGCAAGGACCACAUGAAAACAUCUCAAAGUACAACAAAACUGGAAACUGAAUCGACAGAACACUAUUCUAGUUCAAGAUGUGAAGAGUAUGCUGGGAAAAGAGGUCAGGAGGGAAAUAGCGAAAUUUCGGCCUUCAUGCAGACUUCUCAUUUCCCAGAUCAAGUGGAGUGCAAGGAACUGCAUCUUACGAUUCCUGAACAAACAUACAUCCCACAAAUUGAAGACAUGGUUGGAUCUACUCAACUGCCACCCAAUGCAGAGUUAAGCUUGGAUCAAUGCAAUAUUCUCCUAGAUUUGUUAGGAACAGACCAAUUGACCAUACUUCAAACCGAGGCAGAAUCAGAUUCCUCUCCUACAUCCGUUCCUUCCCCUUCUCCAAGUGAAGAUAGGUCUUCAUCUACGCUAUCCCCCUUGUCGGUGACAACAAAUAUGCUGGAGGAAUUACUUCGGAAAUCUGACGGAUCUCCUUCGUCUUUUGAGUCGCAUUCUUCGGAGAAUUCUACUGAGUGAACGGGAGAUCAAUAACCUCAGAAAUUGUGUAGACUGUGCAAAGCAUUGCUGUUGGCAGCCGCGUAUCCAAAUUGGUAGACAUACUAGUAAUCAUUAUAUUAUUUCUGUAUUUUAACACAAAAAUAUAUGUGUAUUAUCUUAUGAAAGACUGGUGUGGCAAAACUCUAACCAAUUAUGAUUUAGAAUGACUAUGCGAUUGUAUAUUGAUCAUCAGAUAUUGAUUUGACUUGGAACUCGUAGCUAUACCUUACACCUGUCUCCUGUUAGGCCAUUAAGGUAGUGAAUUUUAUUUUCUCAUUCUAAUUAUCAUAAGGCUUUUUAGAAAUGGGGUUCCUUUGACCCUGAUAUUACUUUUUGUAAUUCCUCCAUAAUUUCUUAUUAAAUGUGGCUUAUGACAGAAAUGGAAUGCUCACUGAAGAUGACAAUGAAAUCUUUUUUACCGUUUGGUAAUACAGAUAUGUAAACAAGUUAUGAAACAGAAAUUCACGCAUCUUGAUUUGUGAAAGAACUAUUAAAAUAACAUUUCACAUUUGAUAUUUGUCCAUCAAAAUAAUGUAUGCACUUUUUUCUUCAUUUCAUAUGGGAAAAAGUUUGGUUUAUCCCAUAAAUAUUGCAUAGCUUACACAUCACAGACAUCAAAGGAGCAUUUCAGAUAAGGAUUUGUGAUGUAGGUUUAUAUUAGCAUUUUAGUGUAUUUAAUCAGAUUUUAUGUCCAGCGUUGAUUUGUUUCUAUAAUCCCCGGAACAAAAAACUGUUUGAUUCUAUAUAGUGUUGAAGUAGUAGUGCGAGUACGUGUAGUUUGUAGGCUUAUUGUUAUCUGUCUUGAGAAGAGACAAUUGACAAAAAAGUUGGGGGGGUUUUUAAAUUGAAAUUCACAAAUCUUAACAACUGCCAAUAUAACUGAUAUUAUGACAUGUGUGGUAUUUUUGCAUUGUAUGAAAUAUAAAUCACACUGCCAAUUUCAAUGCUAUAUACUGCCAUUUUCCGCUUGUUUUAUGCCAAUAUAUGCUAUACGGGAUAUGAAUAAAAAUAUGUUUAUCUGUA
Molecule: messenger RNA, 3569 nt
Organism: Ostrea edulis (European flat oyster)
Lineage: Eukaryota; Metazoa; Mollusca; Bivalvia; Ostreida; Ostreidae
Exons: 8
Coding region: 975-2525 (516 amino acids)
Biological process (GO): regulation of transcription by RNA polymerase II
Cellular component (GO): nucleus
Molecular function (GO): RNA polymerase II cis-regulatory region sequence-specific DNA binding; DNA-binding transcription factor activity, RNA polymerase II-specific; protein dimerization activity
Source: RefSeq, a predicted model, not a curated record